ACUUAUUCUUAAACUGGAUAUCCAAUUAAUGGAUUGGACGAGAUAAGAUCUCCUGCAAUUAUCUUCUCCGAAGGAUGCCACUAGUAUGCCAGUCAGAGAAGGUACCGUGAAACAAUAAGGGAUCAAAUUCCAGGCAUUAGGUUCUAAGUGUGGAUAGAAAGGAGCAUCGAAAUGGCUUUGAAAGAACUGCAGGGGGUAAUCGGGAGAUGUCGAGGUUUACCUGAAACAGAGUUUAAAGAAGAAGAUCACAGCUUAUUUCAGUUGGCAGCCUGCCAGUGCCUGGAAGAAGGGUAUACAGCUGAACUUUUUCAAAUUCUGCAGGAUGCACAAAAUAAGGACUUUGUUCACUGCAUGGGCUGGAAUCUUGUUGGUCCUGUUGUUAAUUGUGUGUUGAAAGAUGAGCAACGGUUCCAGGACAGGGAAAUCUGCUUGAAAAUACUAGACCAUCUUGUGGAGAUAAGUAACCCAAAGGAAAUUCUGCUGGGUUUACUUGAAAAGAUUGAGGAUGCUUCUGGAAAAAAUAUAUCUCAAACUGUCUUGCUCCUCCUGCAGCCACUUCAAACAGUGCUAUUAAAAAUGAAACACAAAAAGGCAUAUUCUGUGGGAUUGUCUCUUGCAACCAUUCAGAGCCAACUCUCCACACUACCAGUACCUGUUAAUGAUGAGCAACGUUAUCAGGAUGAUUAUGAGAUUUGCAAAUGCUAUAUGGCUGUUAGCUCAUUUGUUAAGCCAUUUGUGGAUGAAGUGACUCAAACAACAAAUUCCAAGAGAGAUCCUUCCUAUUAUGAACUGAAGGAGGAACUACUCAAAUUCUUUAUGAAAAGUUUGGAAUACCCACUGCUGUCAGCACAGUUACAGCCAUUAACAGACGAGAUUGAAGGCAAUUCAUUAAGAGCUUUUGCUGCAGAAAUUGUUGUUUUCUUGGUGGCAAUUGGUGAAUCACUUCCUGCACUGAUGGUUCGUCAGUUGUUAAAGUCCAGAAAGAAAUUGCAGGAGAUUGACCCUGUGAAAGAAGAUGUAAAAUACCCAACCAAUUCACUGGCAAGCUUGGCAUAUCUUUUAUUUGUUCAGUAUAUUGGUAUCGAUCAAUUCCCAGCUGUAUACAGCCCUGAAUAUCUACUACACUUCAAUUUGGAAUAUGUAUCUGCAUUGAUGAAUAGGACAGAAGAAUCUAUUUUAUCAAAAGGUUUGGAAUUGUAUGAACAUUGCUUAUUAACAAUUGAAGAUGAUAAUCUUUCUCACAAGUAUUUAGAUAUCAAAAACUUCCUUGGUGUUCCACAGGAUUUAGUGAAGGUAAUGACGGUCUGUCCUUUUAAACAUAUGCGGAAACGGGGCCUGAAGCUAUUCCAGCAGAACAUUGAUAAAUUUGAUUCAGAAGGAAAAUACAAAUUAUUUCGGUGUUUAUUGAAGACAACCCACCAUGCUGGAGUACAAGGUUAUAUUAUACAAAAUGUUAAAAACCAGAUUGAUCUAGCCUUGAAGACCAGUAAUGGGAAUGGGUGGUUCUCAGGCCCACAAUUGAUCCCACUUCUUCAUUUAGUCCUUUCACUUCCUGAAAGAGAAGAAACAGACUUAAUUCAGAAUGCAGACCGGAUCAUGGAAUCGCUGAAUCUUCUCAGAUACCUUGUGAUCAGGGAUAAUGAAUGUGAGAAUCGAACUGGAUUAUGGACUGACCUUUUCUGGAUUGAAAACUUUCUGAAUGCACUACGAACUGGCUUGAAGAUGUCCAGGAUUCAUUAUAAAGCAGAGAUCAAAAAGAAAAAAGAAAACAGGAAAAUUAAAGAUGUUCCUAAUUAUGAAACACAGCGUUCCUUGAAAGCUGGCAGUAAGAAGUUUACAAAAAUGACUAAUACUGUGGAAUUGAAGGUUCUGCAGUCAGCUUUCUACACCUUUGAUCUCAUGGAAAGUGUGCAAGCACGAAUAGAAGAGUUGAUGGAGCUAAAAAUGAAAUCCAGAGCUGAGAGUAAAAAUGUAGCCAAUGAAGCUAUUUAAAUUUACAAGGGAAGUGUUAAAACUUCAUAAAUAUAAUAUUUGAUCUUUUAUUCCAACCACUGUACUUGGAGGGAUUCACUUUGUACAUUAACUUUUUCAAGUCUAUGUUAAUUUUUUUUUACUGUAAAAGCAAAUGUAUUGAACCUGCUCACCUGGAAUAAAUGUUAUAAUGCAAAUCUACCCAAGUCUUUAAAAAAUAAAAUCGCUCUAGUUUCAGUGUA
Molecule: messenger RNA, 2213 nt
Organism: Hypanus sabinus (Atlantic stingray)
Lineage: Eukaryota; Metazoa; Chordata; Chondrichthyes; Myliobatiformes; Dasyatidae
Gene: glmna
Product: glomulin, FKBP associated protein a
Exons: 19
Coding region: 172-1992 (606 amino acids)
Cellular component (GO): cytoplasm
Molecular function (GO): ubiquitin-protein transferase inhibitor activity
Source: RefSeq, a predicted model, not a curated record